Molecule: messenger RNA, 3398 nt
Organism: Tupaia belangeri chinensis (Chinese tree shrew)
Lineage: Eukaryota; Metazoa; Chordata; Mammalia; Scandentia; Tupaiidae
Gene: TUBE1
Product: tubulin epsilon 1
Exons: 9
Coding region: 973-2175 (400 amino acids)
Biological process (GO): microtubule-based process
Cellular component (GO): microtubule
Molecular function (GO): GTP binding
Source: RefSeq, a predicted model, not a curated record
CAAAGGGAGAAUGGAGGAGAAGGAAUUGCAGCAUGACCAUCCCCUCUCAGGGGUGAUCUCCCAGUUUCCCUCUGAAUGUAUGCACCCCAUAACAACAACAACAAAAAAAAUACUAGAAAAUAGCCUUAAGAAGAAAGAAAAAAAAAUGAAGGAUUUAAUAAGUGCCAUUUACAGUUCUGAAACUGCUUUGAGUCAGUAACCCAUAUUUAUACUCUUAAUCUCAUUCCAGCAAUAUUUCUCAUGUGAUUGUUUCUCUAUACCAAACUCCUUUUUCUAAUUGUUGGUCAGUAAUCCUUGGCUAUAACAAGAAAGAAAGGCAGUUUAAAUGCUGUGGGAGAAAUCAAAAUGCUAAGGAUCAGAGCUGGUGCAGAGGCUGAAAAACUGGAGAACACUAGUGUUGUGGAAGCUGGGAACCAUUUCCUUGUAUCUGGACUCUCUGAUGCUCUUGGAAAACAAAACUUAGAGCAGAGACCAUGUGUUUGCAGGUUGUCAGGAUUCUUGAGUAGCACUUGGUAUACUCCAUGACAGAGAGAGAGAGAGAAAAUCUCAGUCUAAAUCUUAGAAACAGACUUUUGUCAUUUUCUAGAUUACUCCCAAUUGAGCUCUUCUUACCACCAUAUCUGAGUGGGGUGGGAGGUGGAGAAAAUACUGUUUAUUAAAGAAUAGCCAGUACGUUCCUGUAGCCUUAGACUUUUAUCUCAAAGGUACUCAUCUGUCUUUUCCUUAGGAGCUCUUGGUAUUAAGUGGCUGUAAUCACUAAAGAGUACAGGCUUCACAAGAAACUUGGGGCUUGGGCUUGUCUACUGUGCCAGUGUCUUAUAUUAAUAGACAAAAACUCAGAAUUCCAUAAAUCUUAUAUUACAGUCAAGGGAAAACCAAAAGGCAUCAUGUGACUCUGGAAGGAAAUAUAAACAUCAAAUCCUAUUGCAGCUAUGACUCCAGACCUUGGAUACCUGAGCUGUCUUGAUUGACAUGGAAGAAGGGGUAGUGAAUGAAAUUCUGCAGGGACCAUUGCGAGAUGUAUUUGAUAGCAGACAACUUAUCACUGAUAUUUCUGGCUCAGGAAAUAAUUGGGCUGUGGGUCACAAAGUUUUCGGCAGUCUCUACCGAGAGCAGAUUACAGAGAAACUCAGGAAGUCUGCAGAGCACUGUGACUGCCUUCAGUGUUUCUUUAUAAUACAUUCCAUGGGAGGAGGAACAGGAUCUGGAUUUGGCACAUUUCUUUUAAAGGUGCUUGAAGAUGAGUUCCCUGAAGUAUAUAGAUUUGUGACGUCAGUUUAUCCUUCCAGUGAGGAUGAUGUCAUAACCUCACCCUACAAUAGUGUCUUGGCAAUGAAGGAACUUAAUGAGCAUGCGGACUGUGUGCUACCCAUCGACAACCAAUCUUUAUUUGACAUCAUUAGCAAAAUUGACCUCAUGGUGAAUUCUGGAAAGUUGGGUACAACUGUGAAGCCGAAGAGUCUGGUUACUUCAAGUGCUGGGGCUUUAAAAAAGCGGCACAAGAAGCCCUUUGAUGCAAUGAAUAACAUUGUGGCAAAUUUGCUGCUCAACCUGACAAGCUCUGCAAGGUUUGAAGGAUCCCUUAAUAUGGACCUUAAUGAAAUCAGCAUGAAUUUAGUUCCUUUUCCUCAACUUCAUUAUCUUGUAUCAAGCCUAACUCCAUUAUAUACACUGGCAGAUGUUAACAUUCCUCCUAGAAGGUUGGAUCAGAUGUUUUCCGAUGCCUUCAGUAAAGAUCACCAGCUUAUUCGGGCAGACCCCAAACAUAGUCUCUACCUCGCCUGUGCCCUCAUGGUUAGAGGAAAUGUACAGAUUUCAGAUCUUCGCAGAAAUAUUGAAAGAUUGAAACCUUCUCUUCAGUUUGUCUCCUGGAAUCAAGAAGGCUGGAAGACCAGCUUGUGUUCAGUACCUCCUGUGGGCCAUUCUCACUCGUUGUUAGCUUUAGCAAAUAACACGUGCGUGAAGCCUACCUUUAUGGAACUGAGAGAGAGGUUCAUGAGGCUCUACAAGAAAAAGGCUCACCUUCAUCAUUAUCUACAAGUUGAAGGGAUGGAAGAAAGCUGUUUCACAGAAGCUGUGGCAUCUUUAUCAGCACUCAUACAGGAGUAUAACCAACUGGAUGCUACCAAAAGCAUGCCUAUGCCAGAUUUACCCCGACUAAGUGUAGCUGUGUAAAAAAGGAAAUGCGACAAGUACAACUUUAUGAUUCUUAAUUUCACAUUGUUUUUGUCACCUUUCUGCUAUAGCAGUUUUGUCAUUCAGAAAGCCCAGUUUUAGCCCAGCUCCUGUGGCACUUGCUGCUAAGACACUGUGCUCUGCAGGUGGGGACCACAUGGGAGGACCAGGUUCAAUUCCUGGGUUAACCUGAAGACCAGGAGCGGUGGUUUGCAUCUGGUUUGCAUCUGUAAUCCCGGUGGCUCAGGAAGCCUGAGACAAGAGGAUUACAAACUCAGGGCUGGCCUGAUCAACAUAGCAAGACUCUAUCUAAAAAAACAGCAGACCUGGUGGUGUGUAUCUGCAAUACUAGCCAGGAGGCUGAGGCACGACGAUUAUGACAUAGCAAGAACCUCUCUUUAAAAAGAAAAAAAUUAUUUUUUUAUAUUAUCAGGAAGUAUUUUUGUCUAAAAGAGUGGGUUUUACUUAAUCACAAUUAUUCCUAUGUGUGAAGCUAGUGAAGUCCUAGUACCUUAACUUCAAACAUUUGUCUUCAGAGGAGUCUCAUUUUCUAAAAUUCAGAGAAUGAAGAUCUUCAACAUUUUGCUUUAUUUAUAGCCUCAUAUUUUGUUACUUAUACGCUGAUAAUCAUGUCUCCAAUAAAAAUCUUGUACAGUAUAUUUUUAUUAUAUUUAUUAUAACUUAUAUUCUGGUAUUGUUUGAAUUCUCCUGAUUCUUUAAAAGUGAGUACUCAAAGUAGAACACAAUGGAAAUUAUUUCCAUGUAACAUCCACUAACUAUUGGGAUAGGUCUUUUGCAACAGUUAACAAGGUUUUGUUUUUCUUUGGAUAAUAACUUAUAGUCACCCAAAAUAGUCAUAAGUUAUACAUUCAUUUUAAUGUGUACGUGUAUUAAAUUAUUUUUAAAUGUAAUUACUCUAUUAUCAAAAUAACUGGUUUAUAGUAAUAAAUGUCCAUAUUUUAAGCAACACUCCUUGUUAUCAUGGUCUUACAUGUUUCCGUUUAUACAAGUGGACAGUGCAGUCCUAAGCUUGGUAUCUUCUUCCAGACUUUGCAGUAAAAGGCUGAUGAGGACAGAAAUUGUUCUGUUUCCUAGACCAUUCAGCAUUAGUCUUCAACAUUAUUUUAAACCAUCAUUUAUAUUUCAGAUCCUUAGGUUUAUUUAUCAUUUAAGACAGUAACUUUUAAGAACAAUUUCUUUUCGAUCCAAAUUUGUUCUGUACU